Molecule: messenger RNA, 1985 nt
Organism: Hydra vulgaris (swiftwater hydra)
Lineage: Eukaryota; Metazoa; Cnidaria; Hydrozoa; Anthoathecata; Hydridae
Biological process (GO): potassium ion transmembrane transport
Cellular component (GO): voltage-gated potassium channel complex; membrane
Molecular function (GO): delayed rectifier potassium channel activity
Source: RefSeq, a predicted model, not a curated record
AGCAAGUAUUUCAAAAUGCUAACAAAAAAGUGAGUAAAUAAAACAUUUUGGAAACUUAAAAAAUAAUGAUACUUUUAUUGUUUUUUUUAUGUUUGACAACUGCUGCAAGAUAUAAACCUCGAUGCUAUUUAGAUUUCUCGUUUUCAAAAGAUAUUAAUCAACAAAAAUCAUCAAACAAAAUAUCAUGGGAAAGAAAAUGCUCACAAAACGUUGAGAGUAUCUGCACCAAAAAUAUUACUGUUGCUUACUUUAGUAUGCCUCCAUUUACAGAUAACAAUACUUUCGGAGCCAAUAACUGGCCUGGAGUAAUUCUAACGCAAAUUAUAUCAGCUGCCUUAUCACAAUGUUGUGGAAGCUGUUUGCAGAUAACAUUUAAUAAGUUGGAAAAUCAGUCUCAAUUAAUUUCCAGUAACAACAAAUAUAACAUUGAUAUUAUUUUUCCAAUAUUUACACAAAAAGCGUUAAACAGAGUUGAAAGUUUUUCAACCAUUCCUGUUAUAAAAAUUUCAGCAGCUAUGUUUUUUACAAAACUAAACAUUCUUCCAACAAUGUUUGCACAAGAUAUAUUCCGUGCUAUUUAUAGUUUGUGGCCUUUGUUUGGUAUAUCAACAAUGUUAGCAUAUGUGGCGGGAGUGAUAAUUUGGUUUUUAGAUACCUGGUAUAAUAAAGAGCAGUUACCAAGACGAUUUAUACCAGGAUCUUUUGAAGGAUUUUGGUGGGCCUUUGUCACGAUGGUAGCAGUUGGCUACGGUGAUAUUGCACCAAGAGGAGUAAUAGCAAAGCUCUUUGCAAUGUUUUGGAUAUUGUGUGGUGUUACCAUAACUUCAUUUAUGACGGCAGGUCUAACAAAUGUAGUAUUUGAAGUAACAGACCGAUAUUUACCCUCCGUAUACAGCGGUGAUAUAGGCGUAUUAACUAACCACAUUUUUGAGAAAGAGCUUCUUCUGAAAGGAAAUGCAAAGCAACAUUCAAUGAACACAAUUAAUGAGUUAAUCUAUAGCUUAAAUAACAAAAACGACCAACCAAUUAGUGGUUUUGUGUUAGAUUCGUAUAGUGCAAAAAAUUAUUUUCAAGAACAAAUUUCUAAUAGUAAUUUUUUUAUUAGUGAUAUAAUCCAAGAUGUCGACCAAUCUUAUUACGGUGUUGGAAUUAACGAUGUGCAUCUAAACGAUUUGGUCAUUGAGUAUAUUGAUUUUCAGAAAGAUAAAAUUGAUGAAUUUGUUCAUGAUAUGUUUAACAACUUUAUUGAAACAUCGAGCCCUAUAAUUCAGUCAAAUCUUUUGUUUACGACUCAAUCAGGAAUCUUUAAAUAUGUGCUUAUUGUGUCUGCGUGCUUGAUUACAAUAUUGUUUGCGUUCGGUGCAGUAUUUGAACUAUGUUUAAUAAAAUCAAAGAACUCAAAAAUUAACUCAAGCUUAAAUAUAACAGUGUAUGUUGAGGAAAAAAAAAAAAUUGAAAAAGAAAUGAAAUUAAUGGCUAAAAAGUGGCAAAAAAAGCUCAAGACUAAACUAACUAAUUUUAUUGUUGACGGAACAUUUAAAAUACAACAUGACCAAAAACCGACUAUUUUCUUGAAAAUAAAAGAUGAAAAAGUUUCAAAAACAGAAGAAAAAGAAAUUUUUACAGUUAAAACAAAUUUACCAUUAGUCAAAAUGGAUAAAAAAACAUUUAAAAGCAAAAACGCUAAUGUUGUAAAUCAAAAUGGUUUCUGUGAUUAUAUAAGCAAGGAAACAGAAGCUAUAAAAAAGCUAAGGCCUUUGCCUCGAUUACAAGUUGACGCUUGAUAAUAAUAAACCUUAAAAAAGAUUUUUUACUUUACUAAUUUAUAAUUUUACUUAGCUCAGUACUCAAUACCUAAAAUAUUGAUUUUACUUUACGUUAAUUUGCGCUUAUAUAAACGUAUACACUAAACAUUUAUAUUUUUAUACUUAUAUCAAAAAAGGAUGAUCUGCUAAAAUAAAUGUCAUAUAAAUUAUAAUAUAAAU